Mycena indigotica is the source of this 1242-nucleotide messenger RNA. RefSeq lists its product as uncharacterized. The record is from RefSeq and is a predicted model, not a curated record. Bases 1 to 1242 code for a protein of 413 amino acids. Lineage: Eukaryota; Fungi; Basidiomycota; Agaricomycetes; Agaricales; Mycenaceae. The transcript has 9 exons.
AUGCUGGCUAUGGCUACAUCAAAGCACGAAGAACGGCUGCUGCGUUCCACAUCGAGUCUGCAUUCUGCCCUCCUUCGCUUUCCGCUAGCGAUGACGCCCGAUGAAGUCGUUGUGCUCCAGGGUAUAGGAAGAGAUUGGGUCCAUGGCUUUAUUGCCAUUGUACACCAUACGUUUUGGAUGACCGUCUAUGCUGCCCUUGUCCUCAAAGCUAGCUUUCUCUUGCUACGGAAAGACAGACGGACUUUGCGCACUUAUAUCUUCUUCUCCCUCGCCAUAUUCACGAUGUUCGCCAUAGCUCUCGUGUUGCUUGCGCUGGACUUCACAACAUUCAUCCUUGAAGGGAAGAUCACGCUUAUGCAGCUCCAACCAGGCGAUGCAGUCGGGGAUCGGUUGGAUGUGGCAAAUAAGCGGAUAUUCAAGAUCAUUUCGGCACUGGAUGCCUUGUAUGCGUACAUGUCAUUACUCGGGGACGCUAUAAUAAUCCACCGAGUACGCGCGGUGGGGCAGUACUUCCACCGAUACGUGUUCCUCAUCCCAUGCGCGCUGCUUCUGGGAUCCACUGUUGCAACCCUCAUGCUGACUUACUGUGUCGCUGUCGCCGGCGACGAGAUUGUGCUUGGGAGUUUCGAAAAGCCUGCGUUCUGCCAUAAUGUGCAGCAAGUAACCUACAUCAUGCCGAUGGCCACGACAGCGGUGACGACGGUGAUGAUAGGGCAUGCGGCCUGGCGACACCGCAAUGUGGUCGCGCCAGUGUAUAGCGACGGCAGCGCUGGUGGGACUGGCAAACGACGCAGGUCGCAGGCGGAGCGACUUCUUAUGCUCCUCGUCGAGUCAGGAUUUUUUUACUUCCUGUUCUUUCUCAUCCAAGUCAUCGGCGACAUCACACAGGUCGAGGCGCUCAUCAACUCCAGCACGACUCUGACGAUUCUGAUGAUGAUGUUCGACUACUCUUCGAGUACUUUUGUGGGCAUCUAUCCAACCGUUAUCGUGCUCCUCGCACAUUCCCGGCACGGUGUGAUUGAUGACGGCACCGCUGUUUCGAGGACCCGUGCCAGCAAACACGUGGGGGAAAUAUCGACAAUUCGGCUGGGCGGACCGAGGAUGCCGGUAGACGCGACGGGCAGCGCUGCGACAGACACGACGUUCCCAGUCGAUAUGCUGGGUGAUAAUACCCAUGAACUUGAUGACCGAUCUUGGAGGAAGCGGGACAAGCAACGCCCGAUGGAGACUACGGAGCAGUAA